Messenger RNA from Maylandia zebra (zebra mbuna), 807 nucleotides. RefSeq names its product GTPase IMAP family member 7-like. NCBI's taxonomy places the organism in Eukaryota, Metazoa, Chordata, Actinopteri, Cichliformes, Cichlidae. The record is from RefSeq and is a predicted model, not a curated record. Gene Ontology annotation, molecular function: GTP binding.
AUGCGAAUGUCACCCGCAGGUUCUCCACCCCGUCCGCACGUCAGAUUGAUUCUCGUGGGCAAGACCGGGUCUGGCAAGAGCGCGUCUGGUAACACUAUACUCGGCGAUAGCAACGCUUUCGAGGAGGACAUGUCACCCGAGUCCGUCACCGUUGGCUGUGCGAAGAAGGAGGUGGACAGAGACGGCGCCAAAGUCGCUGUGAUCGACACUCCGGGGUUGUUUGACACAACCAAAACCCAAUACGAUGUGAAAAGCAAGAUCGAGGAGUGUGUCGAACAGUCGGUACCCGGACCGCACGGAUUCCUUUUGGUAAUCAGUCUAAAGUCUAGGUUCACACAAGAGGAGCGGAGCAGCAUAAAGUGGAUUCGAGACAAUUUCGGAGAAGACGCUUUCACGUACACCUUGGUCUUGUUUACACACGGUGACUCGCUAAAGGGUAAAUCGGUGAGAGACUACGUGAAGGAAAGCAAAGAGCUACAAAGAGUGAUAAACCAGUGUGGCGGAAGGUACCACACGCUGAGCAACACUCAGAGAGUAAACCAAACCCAAGUGGAUACUCUGUUGAGUAAAAUAGAGGACAUGGUAGAAUUCAACGGAGGUGAGCACUACAGCAACGAUAUGUACAAGGCAGCGCAGAAGAAACUCGAAAGAGACAGGGAGCGGAAGAGGAAAGAGCAAGACCAAAUGCGAAAAGAGCACGAAGAGAUUAUUAAGACAAGGGAAUGGUGUAGAUUCUUCGGUCUUACGUCUCUGGGACUAUUUGGAGCAGGAGCAUGCUUGUCCUCUUACGUGCCUCCUGACAUCUGA